UGUGGUGUGCUGGAGGGAGGGAGAGAGAGGGGAGAUCCUCCCAACCCCGCUCCCCGCCGCUCCUGCGGCUCAACUCCAUCCACCGUCCUCCUCCCCUUGGCGGCCUGCUCUGCCCUGCUCAAGCCAUGAGCGCCACGGCCAUCCACGCCUCCGCCGUCCUGCGCCGCCGCGCCAUCGCCGACGACCUCGGCCUCGACGCCCACCACGACGCCUACUGGGCCGCCGCGCCCCGCCUCUACGACUUCUCCAAGCACCACCUCUUCAACCACCACCACCACCACCACGACGACCACGACGACAAACUCGACCUCAAGCCGGAGCACGACGACCUCGACCCCAAGCCGGAGCACGACCAGGACCUCCCCAAGCCGGAGCAGAAGCGCGACCUCGCCAAGAAGGAGCACCAGCGCGACCCGGCGCCGCGCCCGGAUCCGCUCCCACCCGCGCCGUCCCCGCGAGCGCCUUCGCCUGCGCCGCCGCCGAGGAAGCCCACGAGCGCGCACCUCUGCCUGCUCGCGCUGCAGGGCACCGGCCUCGGCUGGGGCGUGCGGAAGCGGGUCCGCUACGUCACCCGCCACCGCGCCGCGCGCCACGACGACCGCCGCGCACGCCUUUCGCCCGCCGUCGUCGCCGAGAACCCGCACGAUCGCCGUCCCGCGCCCGCCACUGCCGUCCACGAGAGCGCGGACGCGGACGAGGGCAGCUCCAGCAACGUCAAGACCAAGGACCUGCUCGGGCUGCUCGGGGAGACGCGGGCGGACGCCGAGGAGGGAGGAGAGAGCGGCCGCCAGGAGGAGGAGGAGGAGGAGGAGCGCGAGGUGCCGGCCGUGGAGGAGGAGAAGACGACGAGGAAGCGGAGGAGGAGGAAGCCCGGCAGUGUCCACAGCUUCAGCCUCCCCAAGCGGAGGGUCCGGAAGCCCGCUCCCGCUCCAAAGCUCGAGGUUUUCGAGGACGCCGACGCGGGGCCGGAAGCAGAGAGCGACCGCAAGGUGGCGGCCAGGGCGGACAAGGCCAAGAGGAAGAGGAAGGACGUUCGUCGCCGUGGCCGUGGCGUCGCCAAGCGCGCCAAGAAGGCGGCCCCGCCGGUGCCGGAGGUGGAGCGCAAGGUGGUCAAGGCGGAGAAGAAGAGGUGCCCGCCGGAGGAGGAGGAGGAGGAACGCAAGGUGGUCAAGAAGGAGAAGAAGACGAACCUGCCAGAGCAGAAGAAGGACGAGCGCACGGCGGUCAAGGCGGAGCGGAAGAGGGGCCCGCCGGAGGAGGAGCGCACGGCGGUGGUGCUGGUGGCCGUCAAGAGGGAGAGGAAGAGCAAGGCUCCUCUCCGCGGCCGCGCCGUCACCGUCACGGAGGAGCCGGAGACGAAGCCCCCACGCGCCGGCGUCAAGGCCGAGGAGGCCGCCGCCGCCGCAGCCGCCUUGGCCGCGGCGCCGCGCGGCAUGGUCGACCGGUGGACGGCCACGCGCUACGCGGCCGCCGAGGCGUCGCUGCUCGGCGUCCUGCGCCGCUUCGGCGCGCGCCCCGGCAAGACCGUCCCCCGCGGCGAGCUGCGGCAGGCGGCGCGCAAGCACGUCGGCGACACGGGCCUCCUCGACCACCUCCUCAAGCACACCGCCGACAAGGUGCCGCGCGGCAGCGCCGAGCGCAUCCGCCGCCGCCACACCGCCGACGGCACCAUGGAGUACUGGCUCGAGCCGGCCGAGCUCGCGGCCCUGCGCCGGGAGGUCGGCGUCGACCCGUACUGGGUGCCGCCGCCAGGGUGGAAGCGCGGGGACCCCGUCUCCGCCGACGGCUACGCGCUCAAGGCAAAGAAGCAGGUGGAGGAGCUCACCAAGGAGCUCGCCGGAGUAAAAAGGCACAUGCAGCAGCUGGUGAAGGCACAUCAAGGCACAAUGAACAAUGAAGUGAAGCCUGAGGCACCCAAAGCCUGCAUUUCUCAUGACCCUUAUCAGGACAAGUAUGAGUGUGUGCUGAAGGCCAAUGGCAAUCUGGAAAAGCAAGUUCUGUCCUUGGAGGAGAAGUACGCCGGCGCGACACGGUCGAAUGGCAAGCUGGAGCAGGAGGUUCUGUUCCUCAAGGAGAAGUAUGAGGCUGUGCUUGAGAAGAACAGCAGGCUGGAGCAGCAGGUGGCUGCUCUGUCCACUUCUUUCCUGUCUCUCAAGGAGGGCAUGCAGUUUCUGAAUGAUGGGGAGCAGCAGCAGCAGCAGCAGCAGCUGCGGAUCAUGGGAGCGGAGCCGCGUCUUCUUCUGUGCGCCAGGGAGUGCCGCCAAGCUGACAGGCAGGAACCGAGCAAUGGCGCAGGCGACCAGCUCGCCGACGGCGGGAGGCGCAGGGAGUGGCCGCACGAGGCGCAACCGUCGUCCCCGCGGACCCCGACGGCGGCGAGGGUCGCGUCCGUGGACGACGACGGGUGCGCGAUGGAUGGUGGUUUGGAGCUCCCGCCCACGCCGCCGUCGGCAUCCUCCACCAACGCCGCCUCCUCCGCCAAGCUCCUGCUCCUCCCCGCCCCGGACUCGCCGGUCCAGCCACCCCCGCAGCCGCCGGCCACCAGCAGCAGCAGCGCCAGGGUUGACGUCGGCCUCCAGGAGCCAGCGGAGUCCCGCUCCGGCGGCCUCGACCUGCAGCUCCGGCACACGGCGCAGGACGCGACGGCGUCGCUGCCGUUCCCGUGCGGAGCCGCCGCCGGCCUGCCGGAAGGCGGGAAGACGGCGACGGCCGGCGGCCGCGGCAGAGUGGGCACCGAGCUGGCCCUCGCCACCCCCUCCUACUGACCGACCUUCCAAGUUUUUGCCCCCCAUCGCCAUUGACGAGACAGAUCGUAGCAAGCCACCACCAGUCCACCACUGCACAGGAAACAGGAUAGAAGAAGGAAGAGGAUGAAGAAAGACAAUACUGUGGCAUCGCUUUCGUUGGGAUCUCCAUUGCCAACCUUUAGUUUUCUUCUUGUUUGUUCUCUAGUAUGUUCGUCGUCGCCAUGGAUCAGACUUUGAUUUCGAGACCUCGUCUUUCUGUAUGUUGCUGUUUAAUCUGUUCGUCAUGGACCAGAAAUUGGAGACGGCUUAACUA
Messenger RNA from Triticum aestivum (bread wheat), 3060 nucleotides. Its product is annotated as protein AMEIOTIC 1 homolog. The record is from RefSeq and is a predicted model, not a curated record. NCBI's taxonomy places the organism in Eukaryota, Viridiplantae, Streptophyta, Magnoliopsida, Poales, Poaceae. The transcript is spliced from 6 exons. Gene Ontology annotation, biological process: reciprocal meiotic recombination; meiotic sister chromatid cohesion; meiotic cell cycle. Bases 126 to 2765 code for a protein of 879 amino acids.